AGGAUGGCCGAUUCAGACACCUACCUGCGGCAGCCCUGGCGCAUGGUGCAUGACAUCCCCAUGGUCAGCGCCUUCGCCCACAACUGGGAGCGGGGUGACGCCUUCCAGAGUCGCCCCGAGGACAUCGUGGUGGUCACCUUCCCCAAAUCUGGCACCACCUGGGUCAGUGAGAUCGUGGACAUGAUCCUGAAAGGCGGCAACCCCGAGAAGUGCAAGCAGGACAUUAUCAGCAAUAGAGUGCCCAUGCUGGAGUUUGCUGCUCAUGGGAAGAUGCCGGCAGGCACGGAGCAGUUGGAGGCCAUGGCGUCCCCUCGCAUCAUCAAGACCCACAUCCCAGCUCACAUCUUGCCCAAAUCCUUCUGGGAAAACCGCUGCAAGAUGAUCUACGUGGGGCGCAAUGCCAAGGAUGUGGCUGUCUCCUUCUACCACUUUGACCUGAUGAACAAGCUGCACCCGCACCCUGGGACAUGGGCCCAGUACCUGGAGGAGUUCAUGGCCGGCAGAGUGGCAUAUGGCUCCUGGUACAACCAUGUCAAGGACUACUGGGAGCGGAGGAAGGAUCACCCCAUCCUCUACCUCUUCUACGAGGACUUGAAGGAGGACCUCCGCCGGGAGGUUACCAAGGUGGCCCAGUUCCUGGGGCAGGAGCUGCCAGAGGCAGCGCUGGAUGCUAUCACCCGACACACCUCCUUCGAGGCCAUGCGGGACAAUCCCACCACCAACUACACCAUGGUGCCCUCACACCUCCUGGACCACGGUGUCUCCCCCUUCAUGCGCAAAGGCGCUGUCGGAGACUGGAAGAACCACUUCACCGUGGCCCAGAGUGAGCGCUUUGACCAGGACUACGCGCAGAAGAUGUCAGGCACUGACCUGCACUUCCGCACCCAGAUGUGAGGACGCACCACCAGACGCCCCCCGGAUCCGCCCAGUGCUGAUAGCACCACCGCCGUGCCGUGGGGGGGCUCCUUCCCCUCUCCUGGGACUGCUAAAGAGAAAUAAAAUGUCCUCCCUGACAC
Messenger RNA from Charadrius vociferus (killdeer), 1016 nucleotides. RefSeq names its product sulfotransferase family cytosolic 1B member 1-like. The transcript has 7 exons. Bases 4 to 894 code for a protein of 296 amino acids. The record is from RefSeq and is a predicted model, not a curated record. Gene Ontology annotation, biological process: sulfation. Gene Ontology annotation, cellular component: cytoplasm. Lineage: Eukaryota; Metazoa; Chordata; Aves; Charadriiformes; Charadriidae. Gene Ontology annotation, molecular function: sulfotransferase activity.